Molecule: messenger RNA, 1569 nt
Organism: Paralichthys olivaceus (Japanese flounder)
Lineage: Eukaryota; Metazoa; Chordata; Actinopteri; Pleuronectiformes; Paralichthyidae
Source: RefSeq, a predicted model, not a curated record
AAGAGAAAAAAGGAGGAAGAAGAAGAAGGGGAAGACGACUCAGCAGAAGAAGAAGAAAGAGGAGGAAGAGGAGAAGACGUCGCGAUUGAUACGUCGAUGUUCUGGAAUCUUCUUGUUAAUCAAUCCAGCCAUCACUAAAGCCCUCGGGAUGUUUUCAUCUCGUGGCUCACUUCGAGGUUCCAGAGGAGCCUGUUUUGCCCAACUUCUCAUGAAGAACUUGCCUGCGACACCAGAACUGACUGAACCACACAAAUAUCCGUCUGCUCUCUCAACUCCGGAAGGUCCGGGCAAAGAUAUCUUCGACCAACAAGUGAAAAAUACAUUCAAACCUGCUGUUGAUCUAAAGCCAAAGGUAUCACCUAAAAUGCUGAUUGACAAAUACAUGCAAGGUGAGACCCAUGCUGUGAGCUUGCUUCAUCAGCUGGCAAAGAUUUUGCAGUUCCACAUGGAAAUAAAAGAAACAGUGACGACAGGCAAUGUCCCAGGGCUCUAUUUUGCCUUUUGUGUUGUGAUUGAUGGUGUUGAGUACAAGACGGGCAUGGGAACAACCAAAAAGAAUGCCAAGCUAAAGGCAGCAGAGCUCGCUUUACAGGAUCUGCUGCCCACUCUGGAAAGUGGAAAGUCUGGCCUUCCUGAGGCAUCAGAUGCCCCUCCACUCCUCCCAGUUAGAGAGGAGCCCUCCAUCUCUGAUGUCUAUCCCUGUAGAGCCAAUCAUGAGAGGAGGAAUUGUGUCAACCUCCAGAUUCCUCACGCUGUCAGGGAUCAGCUCACUAAACUGAUGAGCAGUCACCUUGAGUUCUCUGCGUGUGCAGGCACCACAGCAGCGUUCAUCAUUCAGACUUCCAGUGGAUGUGAGGUGGUUGCUCUCGGCACCGGGGACUUCAAUACCAAAGAGUGCGGUUCGACGAGUGGGCGGAUCAUGCACGACUCACAUGCAGCUGUAACAGCCAGGAGAUCUCUCAUGAGGUUAGCUGCAAACAUCAUUCUGUUAGAUUUUUGUGAUUCUUGCUGCAGUGAUAUCCGAGGCAUGGAGAUGUCUGUGAGCCAGCGUGUGGAAGGGAUCACCUCUCAGCUGCCCAUGUUCUACUGCAUGAUGAGGCCCCACAUCAGCCUGGCGCCCUCUGUGGCUACUAACAGCAGCGAUGGCGGUCAGUUGACCUACGGUAUCAACUGGAGCGAGGGAGACAGCUCCCUGGAGGUCGUGGAUGGUCUGCAGGGCAAGACCAUAGAGGAAUCUCCCUUUAAGAGUGGAUCUGCUCUGGCAAGUCGGCUGUGCAAAGCAGCGAUGCUGCACCGCUUCAAGCUGGUGGCCAAAGAAGCCCAGAGACAGGACCUACUGGCCACGAGCUCCUACAGAGAAGCCAAGAGGAUGGCAAAGCCGUACCAGGAGGCAAAGACUAUACUGAGGACGUACCUGUCGCAGCAGGGCUUUGGGUCCUGGCUGGUCAAACGAUCAGUUGGGGAGAAUUUCAGUAUGUAAACAGAACCACAUUAUAACUGGAAUUUAAAAAUCUAGCACCUGGAAGCAACUGAGUUUAUAUUAAUAAUAUUCAAACAAUGUUUAGUUUG